Messenger RNA from Rotaria sp. Silwood1, 270 nucleotides. Lineage: Eukaryota; Metazoa; Rotifera; Eurotatoria; Philodinida; Philodinidae. The record is from the annotation of a GenBank genome assembly.
AUGGAAUACGAUGAAAACACAAAUGAAGUUUUAAUCGAAUCGUCAAAAUUAAAAACUCCACAUAUGAUUGAAUUAGACAAAGAUAAAAUUAAUUUCAAUGAAUUAAAAAAACGUAUUCAAGAACAUUACAUGGCUUUAAAAACCAGUUCAAAUAAAAAUAUCAGUCAAACAUGUUUGAAUAUUGAAAUAAAAGAUUUUAUUGAAUUUGGCUAUAAAAUAAAUACUGGCGACCUUUUACCUAAAUGGGCACAGUACAUAUUCGAUUUAUAG